Erigeron canadensis is the source of this 2030-nucleotide messenger RNA. RefSeq names its product MLO-like protein 10. NCBI's taxonomy places the organism in Eukaryota, Viridiplantae, Streptophyta, Magnoliopsida, Asterales, Asteraceae. The record is from RefSeq and is a predicted model, not a curated record. The transcript is spliced from 15 exons. Gene Ontology annotation, cellular component: membrane. The coding region runs from base 123 to 1814 and encodes 563 amino acids. Gene Ontology annotation, biological process: defense response.
CUCUUCUUUCCUCUUCUUUUACUUAUAUAAAAACAUUAUAAUAUAUAUAUAUAUAUACUUUAAGAAAAAAGUACUGGAAUUAAUCAAGAAGUUUGAGGUUGAGGUUGAGGUUGAGGUGAGGAAUGGCAGGUGGGGGCUCUACAAGUGAGGGUACAAGGGAACUUGAUCAAACACCAACAUGGGCUGUUGCUGGUAUUUGUGCUGUCAUCAUUAUCAUCUCCAUAGCUUUAGAAAAAAUCCUUCAUAAACUUGGAAAGUUUUUCACAGACAAGCACAAGAGGGCAUUAUUUGAAGCUUUAGAAAAAGUCAAAGCUGAGUUGAUGGUUCUGGGAUUUAUCUCACUAAUAUUGACUUUUAGUCAAUACUACAUAGCAAAAAUAUGCAUACCCAUUAGUGUUGCUGAUACCAUGUUGCCAUGUGCCAAGAGACAAAAUCAUGACAAGAAAGAAGAACGUCGGUUGCUUCUAUGGUACGACGAACGUAGAUCUUUAGCCGGUAAAUCUGAAUCUAGCUGCAGCAAGGGGAAAGUACCGAUGAUAACGGUUGAUGGGUUGCAUCAAUUGCACAUACUCAUAUUCUUUCUUGCCGUUUUACACGUUAUGUACAGUGCUGCUACUAUGGCUCUUGGGAGAUUAAAAACCCGUGGCUGGAAGCGUUGGGAAGAGGAGACGUCAACCCAUGACUAUGAAUUCUCCAAUGAUCCUUCACGAUUCAGGCUUACCCAUGAGACGUCUUUUGUGAGAGCACACACCAGCUUUUGGACUCGAAUCCCAUUCUUCUUUUACAUUGGAUGCUUCUUCCGUCAGUUCUUCAGGUCUGUUAGUAAGUCUGAUUACAUGACCUUGCGGAACGGAUUCAUUAACCUUCAUUUGUCUCCAGGAAGUAAAUUCAACUUCCAAAAGUACAUCAAAAGGUCAUUAGAGGACGAUUUUCAAGUUGUUGUGGGAGUUAGCCCUGUACUGUGGACAUCGUUUGUGAUCUUUCUGCUUCUAAACGUUAAUGGAUGGCAUGCAAUGCUUUGGGCAUCCAUAAUUCCAUUAGUUAUUAUCCUAGCUGUUGGAACACAUCUUCAAGCCAUUUUGACAAAAAUGGCUCUUGAAAUCACAGAAAGACAUGCAGUUGUCCAAGGGAUCCCUCUCGUGCAGGCAUCUGAUAAAUUUUUUUGGUUCUCAAAACCGCGCCUAAUGCUUCAUCUUAUACAUUUCGUACUUUUUCAGAAUGCUUUCCAGAUAACUUACUUCUUGUGGAUUUGGUAUGAAUAUAAGAUAAAUUCUUGCUUCCAUGAUGAUAUGAAAACUGUGAUCCUAAAACUUGUAAUCGGAGUUGGAGUUUUAAUCUUAUGCAGCUAUAUAACACUUCCGCUAUAUGCGCUUCUAUCCCAGAUGGGAUCAAACUUGAAAAAAUCCAUCUUUGAUGAACAAACUGCCAAAGCACUCAAGCAAUGGCGGAUGGCCGUAAAGAAAAAACACGGAGGCAAGGGUGGCAAGUCCCCAGCUCGAUCAUAUGCUAGCAGUCUUACUGCUAGCCCUGUUCAUUCAAUGGCAUCCACCAUAAAUCCAGCAGCUGGAGGAGUUGCGCUUCACAGAUUCAAGACAACAGGCCACUCCACACGGUCUGCUUACCAUGAUGACACUGAUGCGUCAGAUCUUGAAGCCGAACCACUCUCUCCCGAGUCAUCUACUAGACACUUGAUCGACGUGAGAGAUGGUUAUCACACUGAUAAUGAAAUCGAGUUGGAUCACACGACGCAAGAAACUGAAACAAGAAAUGAAGAUGAAUUUUCAUUUGCUAAGCCUGCACCACCAUUGCAGUAAGAGCAAUAACAAGAUCUAUUUCGUUUAGAACUUUAAAUCCCGAAAACUACCUGGUUGAGCGAUGUCUUAUAUGUAGUCACAAUUGUCAGAGAUAUGGUUAUGGUAACUUUGUUUGGUAGAUACGGUUAUCAUUAUUUCUUGUACAUGUAUUUAAAUAUUGUAUACUUUUAUUUUGGUGACUUAUGAAAUCCCCUUGACAUUGUUUGCUCAUAUAAA